Rhinichthys klamathensis goyatoka is the source of this 1052-nucleotide messenger RNA. RefSeq names its product endothelin converting enzyme 2a (gene ece2a). Lineage: Eukaryota; Metazoa; Chordata; Actinopteri; Cypriniformes; Leuciscidae. The record is from RefSeq and is a predicted model, not a curated record. The transcript is spliced from 4 exons. The coding region runs from base 126 to 857 and encodes 243 amino acids. Gene Ontology annotation, molecular function: S-adenosylmethionine-dependent methyltransferase activity.
AUCAGACAAUACAGAUAACGUUAUACAAACCGUCACAAUAGUUGAGAUGACAGUCAGCAAAGAAUAUUUUAAUAACACGCCUGUAUGUAAUAACAGUAGGACUUUCGUUUAUAUUUUAAAGAAGGAUGGAAUAUUUGCCAGACUCUAACGCCAGAUAUAAAGAUGUGGAUUACUGGAAUGAGCGGUACCGGACGGAGGAGAGCUUCGAGUGGUUCGGAGACUUCACUAAAUUUGGACAUCUGCUCAAACAGCAUGUGGGAUCUGAAGAAAACAUUUUAAUGCUGGGUUGUGGUAACAGUGCUCUGAGCUAUGAUAUGUACCAGGCCGGCUACACCUCCAUCACUAAUGUGGAUUACUCCAGUGUUUGUGUGGAGAGCAUGGCGGAGAGACACAAGGACUGCGCUCAGCUCAGCUGGUUGUGCAUGGACGCCCGUCGACUGGCCUUCUCUGACGGUGUGUUUGAUGUGGUUUUGGAGAAGGGAACUCUGGACGCCAUGCUGGUGGACGAGACUGACCCGUGGAAGGUCUCCGAGAAGGCGGCCCGACUGCUGCACCAGGUUCUCUUAGAGGUCAGUCGUGUUUUGAAACCCGGAGGCCGUUUCAUCUCUGUUACAUUUGCGCAGCCACAUUUCCGUAAGAGACUCUACGCUCGAGCAAAGUACGACUGGUCUAUCAAGCACUAUCACUAUGGCAGCAGCUUCCACUACUUCCUGUAUGUUCUCACUAAAGGGGAGGAGCUUAGCCCAGAGGAUGCGGCACUGGAGAAGAGACUGCUCCAGGAAACUCAGGCUUCACCCACGGGUGUCACAUUUCAGGAAGUGGAUUCUGAGGACUUCCUAAAUAACAUUGGAUUAUAGGGACUUGUACAGCAUUUUUUUCUCACCCAUGUUGUUCCAAAUUCAUCUUUCUUUCAUGGAAGAUGUUUCUUUUUUCUCUUUUUUACUUUUAAUCUACUUUUGUGUUCCAGGGAGGAAAUAAAGUCAUACAGGUUUUUGAAACAACAUGUGUUUGAGUAAAUGAUGACAAAAAUUUAUUUUUUUGUUGAACUAUCC